UUCUUUCCUUAAUUUAAAAAAACCGUAAUUUUCUCACAUUAAUUUACAACCGUCCGAUCUUUUUACUUUCUCUCUCUACAAUUAGUGUUAAAAACGGCAUUUUUUCGUCCCAUAUAAAUCCCCCAAUUUUAGCGACGCUAUCAGCUCAUCUCUGCCCCUUCAUACUUUCUCUCUCCUCUUUUUUACUUUGCUUUUUUCGUAUCUGAAAAGGUCAAUAUUCCGGUGCCGUCCCUCGCCGGGGACAUAUAUUUUAAGUUAAAGAUGGUUUUACUGGUGAUGUAGUAUACAAGAAAAGAGCCAGAACACUUUCUUCUAGUGGUUGUGGAUCUCUUGCUCUUUAAAUAUGGGUUGCUUUCAUUCUACUGCAAGUAGGCAAUGUCCUGGACACGAAGACCCGGUUUUCCUUGCUUCUCAAACUGCUUUUAGUGUUAGUGAAGUUGAAGCGUUGUUCGAGCUGUUUAAGAGCAUAAGCAGUUCUGUGAUUGAUGAUGGGCUUAUAAGCAAGGAGGAAUUUCAGUUAGCUUUGUUCAAAAACAAGAAGAAAGAGAAUCUUUUUGCUAAUCGGAUCUUUGAUUUGUUCGAUGUUAAAAGGAAAGGAGUAGUUGACUUCGGUGACUUCGUCAGAGUGUUGAACGUCUUCCAUCCUAAUGCCUCCCAAGAGGAUAAGAUAGACUUCACAUUUAAGCUUUAUGACCUGGAUGGCACAGGAUAUAUUGAGCGUGACGAGGUGAGGCAAAUGUUGAUUGCAAUUCUAUGUGAAUCUGAACUGAAGUUGGCAGAUGAAACAAUCGAACAAAUACUUGAUAAGACAUUCAAAGAAGCUGAUGUAAAUCUAGAUGGAAAGAUUGAUAAAUCCGAGUGGCAUCAGUUUGUAACGAAAAAUCCUUCAUUGUUAAAAAUAAUGACACUCCAAUAUCUCAGGGAUAUCACGACGACAUUUCCUAGUUUUGUUUUCCAUUCAGAAGUUGAUGAAAUGGCCACUUAAGGAGCUGAUUAAAGCUGCUUGCAGUCCCCGUUAAAUUUGAUCCCUGGGGCAGAUUCUGCACAUAUAGCUAGACCCCACCUUAAUUUUUUGCCCUCUUGAACUAUUGUUAUCCCAACCAUUAAGAAGAGUUGAGGUGUGCUUAAGGUAGCCUGUGCAUAUUGUUUGUGUGUCGAAAAGUUGAGGUGUGCAGUAUCAGUUGUGCUCUGGCUUUCUAGUCUUAGUUUGUUAGAAUUAGAGAAAGAACAUCUAUCUUAAAAGGGAAAAGAGAACAUUAUAUUAAUACAUUCAAAAGCAGUUUACCUGUUGUCCCAUUCUCGGCUUUUCUACCCUAUGUACAUUAUAUUUGUGGUUCUACUGAAGCUGUGAAUCCUUGAUGGUGGCAACAAACAUGCCAUCUGCUUUUUGAGGCUUUGAGAGAAAUAUUGCUGUCGACUAUUGACUGUAAAGGAUAAUUGUUGGCAAAAUUGUAUAAUUUGACCCAAUAAGUGACAACUAAAUCUGGAUGGAAAUUUUGUAUUAUGUUUGUUUUCAGACGCGCAAGAACACGUGUCGAACAAACAUUAUGUCGGAACGUUUGUAAAGCAAUAGGAUAGUAGCAAAUUGCAAUAAUGGAAGCGUGAAGUAGUUGAGUUAGUUAGAAUCUCUUACGUCGGUAUAAUUGGUGGUUAUGCGUCAUUCUAGUCAACGUUUGGUUAUGUUGGUAUAAUUGGUGGUUAUGUAUCGUACCAGUCAAUGUUAGGUGCAGUUGGCCUAAUAGAGUUGAGGCAUGCAUGAUAACAAGAUUAACAACUUGUUUGAUGCCGCAUCGCAAUUGAAACCCUCAAGAGCUGCAAAGAGUAAAUAUAGAGUUGUAAAUGGGAUGUGAUCACAAGUCUUUUUGAUACUGAGUAAUUUCUAAUGUUGAUUUGACGAUAGCUGGAAGAAGCUAUAUAUGUAUAAUUGUAUCAAGUGUUUAUAAUAAAUUAUUGGUAUAUGUUCAAUGAUUUUCCAAAAAA
This is a messenger RNA of Chenopodium quinoa (quinoa), 1980 nucleotides long. Its product is annotated as calcineurin B-like protein 1. NCBI's taxonomy places the organism in Eukaryota, Viridiplantae, Streptophyta, Magnoliopsida, Caryophyllales, Amaranthaceae. Gene Ontology annotation, molecular function: calcium ion binding; kinase binding. The transcript has 9 exons. The record is from RefSeq and is a predicted model, not a curated record. Gene Ontology annotation, biological process: calcium-mediated signaling. The coding region runs from base 344 to 985 and encodes 213 amino acids.